Rhododendron vialii is the source of this 2323-nucleotide messenger RNA. RefSeq names its product transcription factor PIF1. The record is from RefSeq and is a predicted model, not a curated record. Gene Ontology annotation, molecular function: protein dimerization activity; DNA-binding transcription factor activity. Gene Ontology annotation, biological process: regulation of DNA-templated transcription. Lineage: Eukaryota; Viridiplantae; Streptophyta; Magnoliopsida; Ericales; Ericaceae.
GAGAGAGGGAGAGAGAUAUGACCUUAUCCUACCACGAAAGACAAACGACGAGCAAAUACAAAAACCUCAACCGCAAUUCCUCAUAAACAAAUUUCCAUUUGCCAUCAUCUCCUGUCAACAGUAACACAGACGAGCGAGACUCGACUUACCAGAGAGAGAGAGAGAGAGUGAGUGAGAGCAGCAGUAGCAGAAAGAGGAGAAGCAGCAGCUCUAGCUCCCAUUUUUGGAAUUAAAGCUAUAAAAUCACCUGAAAUUCAUAAUCGUAGAGACAAUGAAUUACUGCGUUCCAGAUUUCGACAUGGACGAAGAGUACUACUCCAUCCCGAUUUCAACUUCAACCAGGCCAAAGAAGUUGCCAGUAGUUGAUCAGGAUGAGAUCAUGGAGCUACUUUGGGAAAACGGUCAAAUAGUUAUGCAAAGCCAAAGCCAAAGAUCUUUCCCCAAGAGGCCUCUAAUCGAAAACGGCGCCGUUAUGUCACUCGACCGGAGAGAGAUCCGAUCAUCGCACCCUAUCGAAUCAGGAUUAAAUAACGAUCAGCUCUUUGCGCAAGAGGAUGAGAUGGCUUUCUGGUUACACCACUACCCUCCCAUCGAGGCUGCCGACUUGUAUUCCGACGUGAUCGAUCCUGCUCCCCCUCGCACCGCCCCAAAUCAAGACGUGCGAAUCCCGCCGCCUUCUACGGCGGCGCCGAUGUCUCAGCCGAGGCGUAGCGAUGCGGAGGAAUCGGAGGCGGUUCAGAGUUCCGUUCACUUCUCGACGGCUAAGGCGAGGGCGGUAGAGCAAGGGCCGUCGGGUUCGAACGAGGCAGUGAGGGAGUCGACGGUGGUGGACUCAUGCGAGACGCCGCGUGCGGCGCCGGAAUCUGUGGCUUCGCGUGUCGCCGGGAGUACGUUCGAAGUCUCAGGAGGAUUCGCGGGUUUGUGUGUGGCUGCUGAAGGUGGAAGCAGAGAUACGGGGACGUACGAGCUGACGUCGUCUUCCGGCGGCAGUGCAAGCUUGGAACUGGUGCAGAAGCCGCCAGUGACGGCGGGGGACCAGAAGCGAAAGGAACGGGAAGCCGACGACGACAUUGAGUCUCCGGGCGAGGAUGUGGAGUUUGAGUCUCCUGAUGCAAAGAAACAAAUUCGUGGAUCAACACCUGCAAAAAAGUCUCGUGCUGCUGAGGUCCACAAUCUCUCAGAGAGGAGGCGUCGAGAUAGGAUAAAUGAAAAAAUGAGGGCUUUACAGGAACUCAUACCUCGUUGCAACAAGUCAGACAAAGCUUCUAUGUUGGAUGAGGCUAUUGAGUACUUGAAAUCACUCCAACUGCAAGUGCAGAUGAUGUCAAUGGGUUGCAGCAUGGUUCCCAUGAUGUUUCCCGGCGUUCAGCAAUACAUGCCGCCAAUGGGUAUGGCAAUGGGGAUGGGAAUGGGAAUGGAGAUGGGCAUGAGCCGACCGAUGUUGCCGUUUCCAUCUGUUUUGGCCGGUUCAGCCUUGCCCACCCCAGCUGCAGCAGCUCUUACGGGUCCCAAGUUUCCUGUGCCUGCGUUUCACAUGCCUUCUGUUCCUUUACCCAGUCCAUCUAACCAGUCAGAUCCCGUUCUAAAGUCACUCAGUCCCCAGAAUCGUAACCAGCCACAAAUGAUGAACUUUCCUGGUUCUUAUCAUCAAUAUCUUGGUCUCCACCACACACAACUGCCACUGCCCCAGAAUCAAGCAAUGAUGCAGCCAAGUACCACUAAGCCGAGUACCAGCAGGGAGGUUGAGAAUCACGAGAACCUCCAACUUGGGUGAUUCACGAGCAGAUGGAUUGUGAAAGGCUGUUUGCCUGCGGAGUUUUGUACUACUAAGAGAGAAAAAACACCAACAGUACUAGUACAGUCUAUACUGGCUGUAUAACACGGCUAGUACGUAUUUAUUUAAUUUUUUUUUACCCUUUUCCAGUUGUAUAUAUUUUUUGAUCCGUGUUGGGUAUGAUUCAAAGGUGAGAAUUAUAUUUUCCGCUUGACCAAAAAAAAAAAGGUAUGCAAGACGAUAUUUUGAUUAUUUUAGAAAUAUAGGAAUCUUAAUUUAUUAUUUUGAGUUUAGCAUUUUAGUAGGAAUGUUUUAUUUUAGUCAAGAUAGUUUAAAAGUAUUUAGUUUUCCUAGUUUUCCUAUUUUGAAUAGAUUUCUUGGUCAAGAAAAAUUAGGAUUGAUUUUAUUUCCUUAUGUUUACUUUAGAUUUUUAGAUUUUAAGAAUGCUAGGUAUAAGAAUUCUAUUAGUAUAAAUAAGAUUGUAAGUCUUAGGCUUGAGGGAGUUGUUUUAUGAUUAAUGAAAAUUGAGAGUUUUCUCAUUAUUGUGUG